GCGAGGCCCGGGGAGAAUUCAAAACGAAACAGACUAUAACCGUGCCUGAUGCAACCAGCGCAGAACACGCACGCGCUCUAGGCUUUCGCUUCUUUUUUUCUCCUUGCGCCCGCCCGAUUUUUAUUUUAAGCCGGUAAUUCGGCUGGAGGGGACGCGGUCACCUGCCUCAGGUUUAACUUGGCUGCGUCUUGUUGGGUAAUGCGCACGCGCCACACCACAGGAAGGCGUUUGAAUCGUGAAAGGAAGACCGCGCGUGCGCGAUUGUGAUCGAAUUGUCCCGCGCCUGGACGGGCCGUAAAGAAAAGAAAAGUUUUUGGUCUGGGUGGAAAAACAACAACAACAACACAGAAGCGGGCGGGGGAAAAAUGGCUGUUGGUUUCGGGUCGUUGCUACGCGAGUGCCCGCUUCUUCUGCCCCAGAACCGGGAAGGGAGCGUCUAUGAGGGCUUCAUCACCGCCCAGGGUAGAGACUUUCACAUACGGAUAUUGUUACCACUGGAUCUUCAGUUGAAAAAUGCCAGGAUACAGUGCAGCUGGCACCUGAAAAAUUUGUUGGAUGGAUAUCAGCAAAUUCUAAAGCAGAGGUUGCAGCACUCUUUGGAUCUAGUCAGUUUCUUGGUGGAGUUGAAGACUAUUUUGGAAGUUGCUUUGAAAAAAACACAGGAACUGCAUGAAACACCACCUCCAGACUAUUACGCUGGCCUCAUCAGAGAUAUAGAAACUUUGGGAUGGAAUAAGGUUGAGUUUGUAGAUCCUGAUUUUAGUACCAUCAGGUUAAAAGCAGAAGAUUCUUGUGGCCGGGAUCAUGCAAUCACUUUGAAAUUGAAUCCAAAGUAUCCUACAGAACCACCAGAUUGUCUUGUGGACUUACCAGUCCAGUUCUCUAUCUCUUGGACUCCACGGAGCUCCUUAUUAAGCAUUCACAGUCAGUUCUUGGCAGCAUUAGAAUCAUUGAAGGAGUUUUGGAAUGCUCUAGAUGAAAUUGAUGAGAAGACCUGGGUACUUGAGCCAGAAAAACCCACACGGAGUGCCACAAUGCGAAGGAUUGCAGUUGGAAACAAUGUUUCAGUGAACAUAGCGGUAGAUCCCAGACACCCCACCAUGUUUCCUGAGUGUUACUUUCUUGGUGCAGACCACGUGGUAAAUCCCUUGAAACACAAGCUGAACAGCAACAUACACCUGUGGGAUCCAGAAACCAGUUUAUUACAAAAUUUGAAAGAAGUUUUAGAAAUUGAUUUUCCAUCUCGAGAAGCUCUAAAAAAAUCUGACUUCUCUAUGGAUUGUGGGAUCUGCUAUGCCUAUCGGCUUGAUGGUACUAUUCCAGACCAAGUCUGUGAUGACCCCCGCUGUGGCCAGCCUUUCCAUCAAGUUUGUUUAUAUGAGUGGCUGCGUGGACUCCCUUCUUGUCGACAAAGUUUUAAUGUCAUGUUUGGUGAAUGUCCAUAUUGUAACAAGCCAAUAACACUGAAAAUGUCUAUGAAGAAAGUCUGAAAUGGAAUUUCAGAGAACUUGUAACUACAUAUCCAUGCAGUCUAAAAACACUAACACAUUAGAGACGGUAUCAAAGGAAAUAAAGAGAAAGCAAUAUUAAGAAGAAGAGGAUGGUGAUGGCUAUAAUGUAUUGGUACAAUUCUUCACGUAGUCCAGACUGUGAAGUGAUGCAUACAGAAGAGCUAGUCAAAGUCUGAAAAUGUUCUGGUUGACAGGUUGGUGAAUAUGUAAUUCCAUUUUCUGUGGAUUUUUCUUCAAUUUGUUGGAAGCUGUUGCAGAGACACAUUCUGUGUGGUGGUUCUCUACGUUCCUGAGGAAGAAGAAAAAUUUGCCCAUCAUUUAACAGAUUUGAGUAAGAACAAAUAUUUUGCUCUGGUGCUCCACCUUACAGAGCACAAAGAUUGUGGGAUUUCCUAAGAUAAAAGUUGGUUUUGUGGGCAGGGAACAUGGUUUUUUAAAAAGCUUAUUUAUGUUUUUUGUAUAACCAUAACAAUAAUAAGCCAUGCUGAUACAAAAA
Molecule: messenger RNA, 2007 nt
Organism: Rhineura floridana
Lineage: Eukaryota; Metazoa; Chordata; Lepidosauria; Squamata; Rhineuridae
Gene: FANCL
Product: FA complementation group L
Exons: 14
Coding region: 366-1490 (374 amino acids)
Biological process (GO): protein monoubiquitination; interstrand cross-link repair
Cellular component (GO): nucleus; Fanconi anaemia nuclear complex
Molecular function (GO): ubiquitin protein ligase activity
Source: RefSeq, a predicted model, not a curated record